AAUAGUAUUUCUGAUUUCUUCAAGAACACUCAAAACUACCCUUCAACGCCCUUCUGUACACGCCUGAAGUUUUCACUUCAAAUCCCUCAAAUUUUCAAUUAAAAUCCCUCUUAUUCUUUAAUUCAAACCCCUCAAUUUUUAAAAAUUAAAAAUGGGCAUUUCCUUUAGCAGCAACAACAGAAGAAGAAACAACCACCAAAACCACCACCCUCCUUUUUAUCACCACCAGCAUCCACCGCCGCCGCCGCCGCCACCUCCACCUUACCACUACUCCACAGAACCACCCCUCUCCCUCCCUGCACCUCCUCCACCGCCGCCACCGCCGCCGCAAUCAGCUUACAAUCCUUACCCUACACACGCACCGCCCCAAAUUCAGCCUUACUACAGUUCCCAUAAUCAUCCUCCGAAUUACUAUUCUUGCAACUAUGCAAACAGAAUCAAUUACCAACCGUUUUAUUAUCCUAAUCAGACCAAUGGGUGGUCUGGUUCGGUUAGACCUAAUGGGGUUCCUCCUGGUCAGCAGCAGCUAAUCGAACCUGCUCCUUAUAUUGAGCAUCAGAAUGCUAAGAAGGUUAGAAACGACGUGAAUGUUCAUAAAGAUACGUUAAGGCUUGAAAUUGAUGAACAGAAUCCUGACACUUUCUUGGUUUCUUUCGUUUUUGAUGCUUUGUUCGAUGGAAGCAUUACAAUCUUCUAUUUUGCCAAGGAAGAGGCCAACUGUAAAUUUGUUCCUGUAUUUCCUGAAGCCCAUAUGCCUGUAAAAAUACCCUUUCAGAAAGGUCUUGGCCAGAAAUUUUUUCAGCCUUCAGGAACAGGCAUUGAUUUGGGUUUCUUUGAGCUGAAUGAUCUCUCAAAACCAUCCCCCGGGGAUGAUGUUUUCCCACUUGUAAUAGUUGCUGAAACAAGCUUGGCAGUUCAGUCAACAGAUGAACAAGUUGAUGAUUCCGAGUCAAACACAACUGGCAAUAUGCAGAUUAGUCAAGCUAUUCUUGAGAAGAAGAACAAUGAGCCUUUCCAAGUAAGAGUAAUAAAGCAAAUUUUGUGGAUUGAUGGAGUUCGAUAUGAGAUGCGGGAGCUUUAUGGAAUAGGAACCUCAGCAGCUGAAGGCUUCAAUGACUCUGAUCCUGGGAAAGAAUGCGUCAUUUGCAUGACAGAACCUAAGGACACUGCUGUAUUACCUUGCCGACAUAUGUGUAUGUGCAGUGACUGUGCAAAAGAACUGAGGCUUCAAUCAAAUAAGUGCCCCAUAUGUCGUCAACCAAUUGAAGAACUUAUAGAGAUCAGGAUAAAUAAUGGUGAUGAAUAAAGGAUUCUUUUCUUCAGUCCUAUUUGGAUUUAUGGUAAAGUUGUCAUCCUUUCUGUUUUGUUGUAUCUUGCCCGCUGUAUGUGAAUGCUCAUCGUUUUGUAUAUUUUUGUACCUUCAUCAAUUUUCUUGUCUUUGUACAAAGAUGACCACGCAGAUUUAAUCUUCAAAGAUAAUAUUAGAAAAGAUCAAUAUUUAAUCA
Molecule: messenger RNA, 1505 nt
Organism: Mercurialis annua (annual mercury)
Lineage: Eukaryota; Viridiplantae; Streptophyta; Magnoliopsida; Malpighiales; Euphorbiaceae
Product: probable E3 ubiquitin-protein ligase LUL4
Exons: 3
Coding region: 152-1306 (384 amino acids)
Biological process (GO): protein ubiquitination
Molecular function (GO): ubiquitin protein ligase activity
Source: RefSeq, a predicted model, not a curated record